AAGGAGCGCGCCCCGGCGGCUGCUGCAGUUGCGCGCUGGGAUUGCUGCCGAGCGGCGGAGCGAAUUCAGCAUACAAUUGAAAUAAAAUGACCACCUCCUGGAGUGAUCGGUUACAGAAUGCAGCGGAUAUGCCUGCUAACAUGGAUAAGCAUGCCCUGAAAAAGUACCGGCGAGAAGCCUAUCAUCGGGUGUUUGUGAACCGAAGUUUAGCGAUGGAAAAAAUAAAGUGUUUUGGUUUUGAUAUGGAUUAUACCCUUGCUGUGUACAAGUCCCCGGAGUAUGAGUCCCUUGGCUUUGAGCUUACUGUGGAGAGAUUAGUUUCUAUUGGCUACCCUCAGGAACUGCUCAGCUUUGCUUAUGAUUCUACAUUCCCUACCAGGGGACUUGUUUUUGACACACUAUAUGGAAAUCUUUUGAAAGUUGAUGCCUAUGGAAACCUUUUGGUCUGUGCACAUGGAUUUAACUUCAUAAGAGGACCAGAAACUAGAGAGCAGUAUCCAAACAAAUUUAUCCAACGAGAUGACACUGAAAGAUUUUACAUUCUGAACACACUUUUCAAUCUACCAGAGACCUACCUGUUGGCCUGCCUUGUAGAUUUUUUUACUAAUUGUCCUAGAUAUACCAGUUGUGAAACAGGAUUUAAAGAUGGGGACCUCUUCAUGUCUUACCGAAGUAUGUUCCAGGAUGUAAGAGAUGCUGUCGACUGGGUUCAUUACAAGGGCUCCCUUAAGGAAAAGACAGUUGAAAAUCUUGAGAAGUAUGUAGUGAAAGAUGGAAAACUGCCUUUGCUUCUGAGCCGAAUGAAGGAAGUAGGGAAAGUGUUUCUUGCCACCAACAGUGACUAUAAGUAUACAGAUAAAAUUAUGACUUACCUGUUUGAUUUCCCACAUGGCCCCAAGCCUGGGAGUUCCCAUCGACCAUGGCAGUCCUACUUUGACCUGAUCUUGGUAGAUGCACGGAAGCCACUCUUUUUUGGAGAAGGCACAGUACUACGCCAGGUGGAUACUAAGACUGGCAAGCUGAAAAUUGGUACCUACACAGGCCCGUUACAGCAUGGCAUCGUCUACUCAGGAGGUUCAUCAGAUACAGUCUGCGAUCUGUUGGGAGCCAAGGGCAAAGACAUUUUAUAUAUUGGAGAUCACAUUUUUGGAGACAUUUUAAAAUCAAAGAAACGGCAAGGGUGGCGAACUUUCUUGGUGAUUCCUGAACUUGCACAGGAGCUCCAUGUCUGGACUGAUAAGAGUGCACUUUUUGAAGAGCUUCAGAGCUUGGAUAUUUUCUUGGCUGAACUCUACAAGCAUCUUGACAGCAGCAGCAACGAGCGCCCAGACAUUAGUUCCAUCCAGAGACGUAUUAAGAAAGUAACUCAUGACAUGGACAUGUGCUAUGGGAUGAUGGGAAGCCUGUUUCGCAGUGGCUCCCGACAGACCCUCUUUGCCAGUCAGGUGAUGCGAUAUGCUGAUCUCUAUGCAGCGUCUUUCAUCAACCUGCUGUAUUAUCCAUUCAGCUACCUCUUCAGAGCUGCCCACGUCUUGAUGCCUCAUGAGUCAACGGUGGAACACACACAUGUAGACAUCAAUGAAAUGGAGUCCCCUCUUGCCACUCGGAACCGCACAUCGGUUGAUUUCAAAGAUACUGACUACAAGCGGCACCAGUUGACACGGUCGAUUAGUGAGAUUAAGCCCCCCAACCUCUUCCCACUGGCCCCCCAGGAAAUUACACACUGCCAUGAUGAAGAUGAUGAUGAGGAGGAGGAAGAGGAAGAAGAAUAAGGAGGAAUAAGAACCAAAACUGAGCACCCAUUAAACAAGCCUGGCAGGACUCACAGGAACAAAGGAUGGGUUCUAGCGGUGGGUGGGGGAGCUCUGUCAAAGGUACAUCUGGAAAGUUUCUGAAGACUUUAAAAUAUUCUAAUCAUAGAGAGAUACUUUUUAGUUUUGUUUGCACUCUUUGCAGAUGGUUCAAAUUGUAAUGGAGUCUGUAUUGAAAGAAAGCGAGGGUAAAGCCGGGCAGAACUGCAUGCAGAUGGCUCCAUUGUGGCUUGUGACACCAUUUCCUUGUCUUGUUUCCUCAGUGUGCAUUGGAUACACCUGGGGUGGUGGAGAGUCUCAGAGUGGAGCAAGGGUGAUGGGAAGAGGUGAUCCAAAAUGAUGUUGUGUUACAAAUUGUCUUACUCCAACAUCCAUCCUGAAAUUUUCAGUGCAUCAUAUAGUAUUGUAUAUCAGUGGAGAAAUAUAUUGUUUCCAUUAUCAAAUGUAGUCUUCUGUUAAGGCCAAGGUUCCUUUUAUAAGCUUUGAAGAGUCCUCUCUGCCUCUGGGCAGACUGGGGGCUUUAGCAGCCUUGUGUAAGUAUUUGGUUUGCUGUAGGGCUGGUCUGGAAGGCACUGCAGCGAGUGAUUCUGUUUUGAGGUACAAGUCUUCAUCUCUUAGAUUUUUUUUUUGAUAGCAGAAAUGCUUAUUAUCAGAAACUGUCUUUUUCUCAUCUGGGAUCAAUCUAUAGAAAGAAUUUAGCUGCAAGAGGGCAAAGGAGCAAGCCCUGUGAAAAGAAAAGGAGGAACCUCCUUCCAUUAUGAGUGAAUUCCUUAGUUUGGGCCAGGGUGGCUCCUGCUACCCAGAGCUCCAGCCUUCUCUAUCCUCAAGGGUGGACUGCUGAGCUCAAAGUCUAGCUUGAGAGGAUGGGAAGAGGGCUCUGUAAGGUCAGAACCUUACUAGAGCACAGGGCACAAUCGGUGUGAGUAAAUUCCGAAUCCCAGGAGAAAUCACUUCUUGUUUUGAACCAGAAUGGAUCAUUACUGUGCACAUUAGGGUAUUAGCCCCACAGGUGCAGAGUGGCCUACAGCCGUUCCAGCAGUAGUGUAGACUUGUCCGUGACCCUUCAGAUCUUCCUUCCGUUCUUACUGGUGAACACAGAGGGUAGAUUAGCUGCUCUAGAAUUCAAUAAAGUAUAAUAUUUCUAA
This is a messenger RNA of Enhydra lutris kenyoni (northern sea otter), 2956 nucleotides long. RefSeq names its product 5'-nucleotidase, cytosolic II. Gene Ontology annotation, biological process: IMP metabolic process; adenosine metabolic process. Lineage: Eukaryota; Metazoa; Chordata; Mammalia; Carnivora; Mustelidae. The transcript has 18 exons. The coding region runs from base 87 to 1772 and encodes 561 amino acids. The record is from RefSeq and is a predicted model, not a curated record. Gene Ontology annotation, molecular function: 5'-nucleotidase activity.